AUGGAGCAGCAGCUCAAAGAACAAGCACAUAAGAUUCUGCGGUACGAGACGAAACUACGAGAUAUCAUAUCUGCAUACCAGGAAUUACAAGCAGAUAAUGAGCGCCUUGGAAACAAAUUGCGUACGGCUGAGUCUAACGCGUCACUGUUGCGUCAUGAAUUGGAAGAAAAAACUCACUUGCUUGAAAACCAGUAUGCCGUUAAUGCUGACCUAAGUGAAAGGAUGGCACUUUCUACCCUCGAAAAUGACAAUUACCGGAAGGAAGAAGAAAAAAACUCGUGUUUAAGACAGCAAGUUGAUCGGCUUUCUAAGGAACUUGAAGUUGAGCAGAAUAAUUCAAAAAGUCUAAAGUGUGCCCUUUUGGAGGCACAAGAGCAGCACGAGGCCUCCACGCGACACUUUGAGGCCACGGUUAGCAAAGUAUUCCUAACCGACCUCAUUUCAACGUUAGUUGAUUCCGAGACUAGUGAUGCUGAGACACCCAAAGUCGACGAUCUCUUCGACUUUAUGCGUCAACUAUGGCGAGCUGUCAUAAGGAUCAGUCCGCUUCAGCAACAAAUUAUUGAAAAACAACUUCUCCAAUGCCUUGAUAUGAAGUCCCUUGUUUCCAUAGAAUUACUUGAUGUCUGUGAGAAGGAAAAGAACGAUUUAAAACAAGAACUUGAGACUUUAAAACUGCGCCUUGUGUCCUUUCAGGCUGGGACAAGAAAGCUCCCACCUCUCCCCUCCUCGGAAGUCAAGUUACGUAAUGAGUCGUUUUGUUUUGCGGGCAGCAGUGAGACUUUGGAGGGAUCCAACUUAGAACUCCAGCUUCAGAGAGCACGGGAUCAAAUUAAAUUAUUGCGGAAGCAAAACCUUACAACUCUUCUUGAACUUGAAUCCAUAAAGAGGUCGAUGCAAUCAAAAAUCUCAGUUGCCGUUACAGCAGUGGAGCAGGAGGCCGCAAAUCGAUUGGCAGAGGCGUCCACGCGUCAAGCAGAUCAACUAAUGCGCUUGGAGUCGGAGGCACGUCGAUACCAAGACCAGACAUUGAAUCUUCUUAGGGAGAAGGAGGAGGAGAUAUCUGAACUGCGCACCUCUCUCUUUGCUAACCAUGAAGCCACUACUUUCUCUCAUCUUCAUAAAACCGUUGGUCAACUGAAUCUUCCGUCAGUGGAAGACCCAAAGAAUGAAGAACCCGACUCCACUGAAGCUACUUUUCCUGCUUUCAAUGAACCAUCGGCCCUGCACUGUGGCUUAGUCCACUGUGCUGAGCGUCACGAAAGACUCAUGAUAGAGCUGAAGAAGCUUCGAAACAGCAAACGGGAGCUGGAACAGCGUGUGGAGACGUUAGAGGCACGAGUAGAGGAAGGCCAAAAGGCUGCGCGGGAGGUUGCUACAACGAGGCAAGCCAUCUUUCCUCAGUCCACUCCGUCUUCUCCUACCCAAUUGUCGGAAGAUGUCAGCCUAACUUAUGUAAAGAACAUAAUCUUCAAUCUUCUCUCCUCCUUUAACACGUCCUCCUUUUCCUCUAAAAUGGCUGUUGUUAGGGCCCUGUCUAUGGCGCUCCACUUUUCUCCCGAGGAGGAGAGUGCCAUUAUCGGUGGCACCAUCAGCUAG
This is a messenger RNA of Hydatigera taeniaeformis, 1599 nucleotides long. The record is from the annotation of a GenBank genome assembly. NCBI's taxonomy places the organism in Eukaryota, Metazoa, Platyhelminthes, Cestoda, Cyclophyllidea, Taeniidae.